This is a messenger RNA of Stegastes partitus (bicolor damselfish), 4222 nucleotides long. RefSeq names its product NHL repeat containing 2 (gene nhlrc2). The coding region runs from base 10 to 2169 and encodes 719 amino acids. Lineage: Eukaryota; Metazoa; Chordata; Actinopteri; Pomacentridae. Gene Ontology annotation, molecular function: protein binding. The transcript is spliced from 12 exons. The record is from RefSeq and is a predicted model, not a curated record.
GCAGGAAACAUGGCGUCCCAGUGCAGCCUCUCUACGCUAUUUCCCAUCCAAAGUCAGCUGGAUUACGCCCUAGAUGACGCUACCACACAAGAAGAAAAAGAGCAACUCGUCUACCAAUAUUUGAAAAAGUUAGACGAGGCAGAGGACCUGAAGAUACCCGAUUUCCAGACAGGCUUGGAAUGGCUGAACACGGAGGGGCCUCUGUCUUUGAACAAGGAGCUGGCUGGUAAAGUGGUCCUGCUGGACUUCUUCACUUACUGCUGCAUCAACUGCAUGCACAUCCUGCCGGACCUGCACCAGCUGGAGAAGAGACACUCUGUUGAAGAUGGGUUGGUAAUUGUUGGUGUGCACUCUGCCAAAUUUCCCAAUGAAAAGGUCCUGGACAACAUUCGCAGUGCCGUUCUCCGCUACGACAUCGUCCACCCCGUGGUCAACGACAGCGAGGCGCGUCUUUGGCACGAGCUGGAGGUGUCCUGCUGGCCGACGCUGGUUUUGCUGGGACCACGUGGCAACUUGCUCUUCUCCCUGGUGGGCGAAGGCCACCGCGACAGGCUGACGCUGUUCACCGACAGCGCCCUCCGUUAUUACGGGGAGCAGGGUUUGCUGAAGGGCCACGCGGUCGGGAUCAAGCUGUACAGAGACUCCUUGCCUCCCAGCAUCCUCUCCUUCCCUGGGAAGGUGGCAGUAGACGACAACGGUAAAAGACUGGUCAUAGCAGACACCGGACAUCACAGAGUCCUGGUGGUGUCUUCCACUGGACUCCUGCUCCAUGUCAUAGGAGGGCCUAAAAGUGGGCGACAGGAUGGUGACUUGUCCGAAGCGUCCUUCAACUCCCCUCAGGGUGUCGCCAUUAAAGGAGACACCGUAUAUGUCGCCGACACCGAAAACCACCUGAUUCGAAAGAUUGACCUGCUUGAGGGAAAAGUCAGCACUCUAGCCGGAGUAGGUGUUCAGGGCACAGACAAAGAGGGCGGAGCCAUGGGACCUCAGCAGCCAAUCAGCUCUCCUUGGGAUGUGACGCUCGGAAGUGCAGGCGGUGCUGAAGACAACGUGCUGUGGAUAGCCAUGGCAGGGACACACCAGAUCUGGGCUUUGUUCCUAGCAGAUGGAAAACUGCCCAAAGGAAGUGAGUCCAAGGCGGGCGUGUGCGUGCGAUGGGCGGGCAGCGGCAACGAAGAGAACCGAAAUAACGCCUACCCUCACAAGGCAGGCUUUGCCCAGCCUUCGGGCCUGGCUGCAGCCCCAGAGGAGCCCUGGAGCUGCCUGUACGUGGCAGAUAGCGAGAGCAGCACCAUCCGCACGCUGACGCUGAAGGAUGGAGCCGUCAAGUUGCUGGUCGGGGGAGAGAGGGACCCACUGAACCUCUUCGCUUUUGGGGAUGCAGACGGGAAAGGUGUGGAUGCCAAACUGCAGCAUCCUCUGGGUGUUGCCUGGGCUCCUGAACAAAGCCUGCUCUAUGUGGCCGACUCCUACAACCACAAGAUCAAGGUGGUGGAUCCAAAGACGAAGCAGUGUAGCACAUUAGCAGGAACCGGAGAGGCUGGAGACACUCUGGGUCCUGAAUUUAAUAAAUCCUGCUUCAGUGAACCCGGCGGAAUCUGCGUCGGCGACGGCGGGAAGCUUCUGUACGUGGCCGACACCAACAACCACCGAGUCAAAGUGCUGGACUUGGCAUCCAAGACCGUCUCACUGUUCCCCAUCUCCACUGAGUGCACCGACUCGGGAGCCACUAAGCCUUCGGGUCCGACCAAAGCCCCCACGCUGCCCAAAUCAGCUGCCAGGAAAGAAAUGCCGCCAGUAGCAGUGUCUGCAGGCCAGACUGUCGUCCUGUCCGUCACAGUAUCACUUCCAGAAGGAACCACGCUCACCGAAGAGGCACCCAGCUGUUGGGCUCUCACAGCUGAGGGUAACGAGUGGCUGCUGGACAGUCGGGUGAUCACUGGUGACAUUGUGGAUCUGUCGCAACCCCUCAGCAUCUCAGCCAAACUUCCAGCUGUUAUGAAGGAGUCUAACAGCAAUCCAUGCCUCACAUUAGGUAUAUGGGUGUACUACUGUUUGGAAGCAGGUAAAGCCUGUAUGAUGAAAGCAGCCUCCAUUUCCCAGCCUCUUCAAAUAAGCACAGGUCCCGGAGGGGGCGAGAUCACUGUGGCGUUGUCUCAUGCCUUCUAAAAAUCACCUAUUUGUCUUAGUUAAAAGAAGAAAAAAAAAGCCUCAAAAUCCACACUUUCUAUUGUGUUGAGAUGUCAGUUUAACUUCCACUCUCGGAUAAAUCCAGCACUUGUUUUGCUCUGACAGAAGGAGGCAGAUUGUUUCUGACAGAGCUGUCACUUCUGACAAAAAAAUGCAAUUCGAGUAAACCAGAUUUUCAGCAGAAUUUCAUUUCAAACUCCUAAGAUGCCCCUUCCAUAAGAACAAAACGCAUCAGCACUGUAAUGUUCUCGACUGCGUGGGACAUUUAUUGAUGGGAAUGCAAAUAGCGGCGUCCCUAAGCAUCUUGUAAAGGCUGCGCAGCGGCGGCCUAAUAACCCGUGUCUAUGUCACAGUUUAUUUAUGUAACAGUAAGAAAAUGUCCUCAUUAGUAACGGAGCAGUGUUGUAUAGAUGAAAAAGUUGCACUCUUACUUUAAAAACACUGCCACGAGUCUAAAUGAAUGCGGAGGAUAAAAGGAGAUUCUUUGGUUUUAAUGAGAAACCGAAGAAAUUACCAUUAUUUAAUUGACUGAUGGGGCGAUCGUGUGAAUGAUGGACGGAAAUAAACAGAUUUUCUGUCAUUUAAUCAUGUUUUGGGGAAACUUACUUUGAAAGACUGAAAAAAGCCAAAAACCUCUGAUCAACUUUGUAUUUUCACCUCAGCGGCCAGAUGGCGAUUUACAUUCGAAUAGUACAACCACAACUGAAGUGAUAAUUUAAAGUUUCUGCUUUUGAAUAGAAAGACUUUCUGCAUUUGAAACCAAAUCUCAUUAAAAUACUAGAAUGAGUAACAAUAGUAGGAGUUAAAAAAAGGGGACGUUUAAUGGCACUGAUGUAUAAUUCAGGGGUUUUUUUUUUCUGAUGAUAAUCGUGUCUUAAGUUUUUCAAAAGAAAUCACAAGAGGCUUUCAUGCGGAUUAUCGAGAUAGGAAACAACAAUCUCUCAUUUCAUCCAUUGAAAGAGGUGGGAAAGGAAAGCGUUGAAGCUCAUGACUUUAUGCCAAAAUGGGUUUAUAGGAACUUAUCUAUGCAUUAAUUCACUUUGCUCUGUGUCUCUCUGUGUAUGUGUAUGAUGCACAGUAACUUAACUACUCGUCCACAUGUGCUACCACGGACUUCGGUUACACUCGUAGCCCAAAGCUUCGCUCCAUCUCUGUAUGACUGAUUAUACUUCUGAUUAUAAUUAUUCGUGACACAAGGAGCCCUUCUGAUUUCGCCCCCUAAAACACAGCCGUUAUCUAAGUAAUGAAUAAAGUGCCUGUUUUGAUAAGGAGCAGCAGCCUCUCGCCAACCGAUGACGCCGCCGCCGCCGCUUUGCUGCGAACACUGUGGGAUAUUGUAUUAAGAAAACAAAGUCUCAUUAAAAAUCUCUCUAUCGCGCAUUUAUACACUUCAUCUCUACUCCGCUAAGGGAGCAUAAUAUGAAAGAGAUGCUCUAAUAAGCAUCUAACGCGCGGGGGUUUUGUUGUGUAAUGCGAUAUGAUAAUGUAGAAGCUGUUAUUGUCGUUUUCCCCUUAUUGGUUUUCGAAGUUAUGAGCCGUUGUCAGAAACGGGGCCGGCGAGCGUUUUGAUUAUCGCCGCUGUCAUCAUGUCUCAUAACGUAAUUGCGGCCGUCAGAUUGUUUUAUUUGGUUUUCGAUCUCUCGGCCCAAGUGCCUUGGAAAAAAAAAACAGGGGUGGGGGGCCUGUGUUUGUACUGUAUGGACGGUGUAAAGUGAUGAUAACUGUAUCAGAAGCAAUAACGAUUCUGUAACGGGAGGAUUUGUCUUUUAUUCCCACGAGUUAUUUAUUUGAAAUGAACUGCAGAGGUAAUGCCUGUGUGUGUUUUCUCAGCUCUGUUAUCCCUCCAGGGUUUCUUAAUGAGCAGUAAUAGGCUUGAGUGGCUGCCGGUGGGCAUUAUGUUCCCCGUAUUGUUUUCCCACUCUCACUUGUCGGAGCCCUUUCAGCCUCUUCCCUGCAACGGCACAUUCUCUAAUGCUGCACUUUAAGAUGCAACAGAGCAAAGAAAAACUAAUAAAGCAUUUUUUUUAAUCUA